This is a messenger RNA of Tuber aestivum (summer truffle), 1169 nucleotides long. Lineage: Eukaryota; Fungi; Ascomycota; Pezizomycetes; Pezizales; Tuberaceae. The record is from the annotation of a GenBank genome assembly.
ACAACCAUCACCAGGACAACCACCACCACCAAAUAAAAACUGAUAUUCGACCAAAAUCGCAGAAAUGGGAAAAAAACCUCGGGGGACUACCAGAAAGGCCAGAAUCACCAAGUACAUUACUGGAAUUUCCAUGAGCUCGGACAAGUACUAUGAGCUUAAGGUUCAUAUCAAGUCUAUCGUCGUCCCGGGUACUCCGGCUUUCGAAUUUAGGCGUCUAGGCCAUGGCACAAACAAGAAAUCCUACUAUCUCUGGCUCCACAAAACUCUUGAGGAGAUUGGGCCUAGAUUUUUCCCGAGCGGCGCGAGGGGGUUGGUCUGGCCUGAGGAUUAUGAUAAGUAUGUUUUUUUCUUUAUUUGAUUUUAUCUUGUUCAAUCUAGUGAUUUUCUGGGGGAUAUUUUGGUUGGCUAACCUUCGUAUGAUGUAAUAGGAUUUACAAGGUUGUUCAUCAGGUUGUACGUAUCUUGAGCGCUGGGAUUAGGAAGGAUUAUUAUAGGAGGAACCCGAGAGCUGUUCAAAGGGGUAGUAGCGAUGAUGAGAUGGAGAUGGCACAGGAUGGGGAGCUCCAUGAAGGGGAAGCUGGUGAUACUGAUACUGAGGAGGAUGUUGUGGCGCUUGAUGAGGAUGGGAGAUACGCACAAUGGGAGCAGGAAGAGGUGAAGAUGAGGGUGAUUCUGGAGGCUAGAGACCAGGAGAAUCAGGACGACGAUACGGUGGAGGAAGCCAUGGGUGCUGAGCCUAUCGAACUUGAAGACCUGCUUGGGUUGAUGAAGGCAUGACCAUGAGCACUUUCUGCCCUGAUUUCCGGUAUUUUUCGAAUCUGACAGCUGUUCACUAUAGCCCGAGGUGUUUGCCAAUUUCCCGAAUGUGGAUGAUGAGUAUUUCGAUUGGGAUGAGAUCUUGGACCCGAGCAGCCCAGAACCGGUGCGUUAUUUUGUCGCUAAAUAUUUGCGUCUAGAUUGCCCGCCUUCUCUUGUUGCUUUCCUAACUUAACAUCGAUACUGUUGCGCGUUUAUUCGGCACUUAUUGUGGCAUUUUUCUUUUAGUGGGACGUGGGUAGAUCAGGCCGUGGAACCGUGCUUACCUGAUUAUUCCAGACCGUAGAGGCUCGAUAAAAGCGAAUGAACUGUCUCUGUAUUUCUAGUUGAAUCCAAUUCGAUUUUAGCUUUUG